Molecule: messenger RNA, 813 nt
Organism: Colletotrichum abscissum
Lineage: Eukaryota; Fungi; Ascomycota; Sordariomycetes; Glomerellales; Glomerellaceae
Product: Mpv17/PMP22 family protein
Exons: 2
Coding region: 1-813 (270 amino acids)
Cellular component (GO): membrane; cytoplasm; mitochondrion
Source: RefSeq, a predicted model, not a curated record
AUGGCAACGACCACAACACUGUUCCGAGUGUUCUUGCGCCGUCAAACACUCGGAGCCCAAGGAUUGCGAAAUCGCUUGGCACAGCAGCAACAGCGCCGCGCCAACUCCAGUUCCGAAGUACCCAAGCCGAAGAGGGCAGAGGAUCCUAUUCCCGUGCCAAACACCAUCACCACAAUCCCGUUAUGGCAGCGUCUCGGGCCCUUGACCCGCGCCGGGGAGGGUUAUGCCCGAGCCCAGCGCAAGAGGCCUCUGACGACGCAGUUCAUCAGCUCCUUGGUCAUCUAUUUUUGCGCCGACCUCUCGGCCCAGAACAUGAGCGGCAACGACUACAACCCAGAACGGACGAUGCGCUCCCUGAUCAUUGGCGCCAUUUCUUCUAUUCCCAGUUAUAAAUGGUUCAUCUUCCUCUCCCAGAACUUCAACUAUGCCUCGAGGCUCCUCUCGCUGGCCACAAAGGUCGUGGUGAACCAGGUGUGCUUCACACCCGUAUUCAACUCGUACUUCUUCGGCAUGCAGGCGUUCCUUGCUGGAGACAACUUCGACCAAAUCAUCGACCGCAUCCGACAAUGUGUGCCGGUGAGUAUUGUCAACUCGUGCAAGCUGUGGCCUGCCGUGACGGCCUUCAGCUUCUCUUUCAUCCCGAUGGAAUACCGCAGCGUCUUCUCGGGCGUGAUUGCUGUCGGAUGGCAGACCUAUCUGAGUUUCUUGAACAGACAGGCUGAGGUCGUCGAGGAGGCAGAGGAAGUACAAGAGAGAUCGCAUGCGGUGCCGGCCAUCGCUGCUCACGAGAGUUCGGUAAAGAUGGAGGCUUGA